UUCCGGACCGUCAGAAUGACAUUGGUCAUAGCUUUCCAAAGAAUCACAUGGAAAGUUUCGGGCCAAUUGCGUUGCAGUUCGUGUUGAAAAAGCCAUACUCCCUCCAGACUUUUCUCCCCCCAAAAAAGUUACAAGAUUCAUUAACAGUCAUUUGUCGCCCGUUCCUUUAGAUGCAUUUGUGUCUGUAGCUGCUUGGAGUGAGAGGGAGAGGCUGUCUGUUCACAUUGGUUAUCCUGUGUUAGUUCACCCCCAUCAUGUUCCCCAGUCUGAUCCCAACACCGUCAGUGUCCUGGGAAGAAUCGGCCUCAUCCACUUUUCUGAACUCACCACAGCUGCCCGAGUUCCACACCUUGGGCAGAAGUUUCCUCAUUGACAACUUGCUUCGGGUGAAUGGCCCCCUGAGUCGCCCGCUUGCACCGAGCCCUGCAAACCCUGUUCCAGUGAAAGUACCCCAAACUGCGGAACAAAUCAGCCCCUCGGGAGGUCCCCAUCCAACAAGACCCUCCUUUCAGCAGCUCGUUAACCCCUCGCCUGCGCCAACCACCUCCAGCGCUCAAACUGCCUCCUACCCUGAAAUAGCUUUAUCCAAAUGUUUCCUGCCGACUUUCCCCCAGGUCUUUCUGGCUUGCUGUGGUGGGUCCUGUCAGCAGCCGAUCUCCCCCACUGCUUUUCCGAUUAGCAGUUCUUUCAGGAGCUGUGAAUUUCCCCUUUGGCCCCAAGUCAGUCACAGCAAAGUGCGAAGAGGAAUCCUACGGAGAGUGGUCUUUUCUGAGGAACAAAGGAAAGCACUGGAGAAAACCUUUCAGAAACAGAAGUACAUCAGUAAAACAGACAGGAAGAAACUGGCCACCCACCUUGGCCUUAAAGAUUCACAGGUAAAAAUAUGGUUCCAGAACCGCAGAAUGAAAUGGAGAAAUACUAAGGAGAGGGAACUGCUUACACAAGGAUGUUUGUUUGAACAAACGUUACAAGAGAAACCAGUUUCGGCUUCUGACCUGAACGACACUAAUCCAAACAUCCCUGACAGAAAAGCAGCACACAUGGGACAAGCGUCUACGUGCAAAUAUGUCGCAGUUACAUCAACUUCUCAACAUGGCCAGACUACUGAGAACAGACUGCCGAGUGUGAAAAAAGAGUUGUCAGAGACAGCUCUGCAUUCUGUCUCUGUACAGCACAAGAAAGACACCUGAACCCAUUUCCCAAAGGUUCCCUAAUAAUAAACAUUCUCAAUGUUAAUACCCUACUUCAUGUGGUCUGUCUCUCUGGAUUUACUCAGUGCUUAUGAGGACUUGCACUUAUUUGGAGACAUUUUUUGGCCGUUACAACACCACUAUAUGAAGUAUAACAAUUCUAUAAUAAUGCUGACAAUGCAAUUUAUCAGGAACCUUUAAACAUUGAUUCUGGUAAAAUGUUUUUAGGAAAUGUGUUGACUGUAAAAUAUGAAUAAAGUUUUUACAAAGGGAUAAUAUUCUUCAAAUUGAAUUUGGCAAACGUAACAUGUUGUGCAUGGGCUAUGUUUCUGUAUAAAAAAAACUCAACACAAAAUAAAGUAAA
This is a messenger RNA of Rhincodon typus (whale shark), 1554 nucleotides long. Its product is annotated as homeobox protein DBX2. NCBI's taxonomy places the organism in Eukaryota, Metazoa, Chordata, Chondrichthyes, Orectolobiformes, Rhincodontidae. The record is from RefSeq and is a predicted model, not a curated record. Bases 255 to 1190 code for a protein of 311 amino acids. The transcript has 4 exons. Gene Ontology annotation, molecular function: DNA-binding transcription factor activity, RNA polymerase II-specific; DNA binding. Gene Ontology annotation, biological process: regulation of transcription by RNA polymerase II.